Messenger RNA from Coffea arabica (coffee), 745 nucleotides. RefSeq names its product oleosin 1-like. Gene Ontology annotation, biological process: lipid storage; sexual reproduction. Gene Ontology annotation, cellular component: monolayer-surrounded lipid storage body; membrane; extracellular region. The record is from RefSeq and is a predicted model, not a curated record. Lineage: Eukaryota; Viridiplantae; Streptophyta; Magnoliopsida; Gentianales; Rubiaceae.
AUCCCCUCUCCUUUCUCACCCCCAGCACACAACAAAAACUUCAAUUCCCACCAUCCGCUUGUCCCUUCGCCUUAGGAAUCCUCCUCCUCUUCCUCCUCAAUGGCGGACAUUCGUCAGCAGCAGCCGCUAUCCCACCAGGUGGUCAAGGCGGCCACCGCGGUGACGGCUGGUGGGUCGCUUCUGGUUCUUUCGGGCCUGAUCCUAGCUGGGACUGUGAUUGCACUAGCUCUGGCCACGCCUUUGCUGGUGAUUUUCAGCCCGGUGCUGGUCCCCGCGGGGAUCACGGUGUUUCUGCUGGUCACCGGGUUCCUGUCUUCGGGAGGGUUUGGGGUGGCAGCGUUGAGCGUGCUGUCCUGGAUUUACAGGUACGUGACGGGGAAGAACCCGCCGGGAGCGGACCAGCUGGACCGGGCAAGGCAAAAGCUGGCUCUUAAGGCUAGGGAGAUGAAGGACAGGGCUGAGCAGUAUGGGCAGCAGAACAUACCUGCCGGUUCCCAGCAGCACUAGAUUUGAUAAUUUAAGCCAAUGAUCAGCUCCAAUUCCAGUGGUGUGGAUAGGUGGAAUUGUCAUGUAGCUGGCUAGUUUUAUCCUAAGUCAGGAGAUCAUAGACGGUCGAUCCUGUGGGUUGUGGUAUUCAUGCAUUAUUGUCUUUCGUUAAUUUCUUCGAAUUUGUAAUGUCUGGGAUGAGUUUCCAUCGCUUUUUAUAUAUAUAUAUAUACUAGGUAAUGACUUCCCACGCAAGGCG